GAAGACAUCGGAACGGCGGGUCGCUCCACUUGGCGCGCCCCGGCCUGGUCACGUGCGCGAUGACAAAAAUAAGACGGACGUGCGGAUGGAGUCCCUGUCGUCUCCAGAUUCAGGGCAGAUCUAGGCUGUCGGCAACAGAAUGCUUCCUCCGAUUCCAUCGGCGACUCUCGCAGGGUCAAUUCGCUGCCAUGCCCGAGUACCGCGCGCAGGUAUCUCGUACUGCAGAAAUCUGUCCGACUUUCGCGUCCGGAGUCAUCCCCAACCGCGCUACUCUUUAGCUUCACUGAACCAGCAAUCUGCCGUUUGCACUAGUACCACCAAACCUCAACCUCAGUCGCAGUCUCUCUAUGUCUCUCGAGGCCCGAAGACGCGUAGCGUGACUACAGCGUCACCCAAGCCGCUCGAUCACUACGUGCCACCCAAGACCGGUCUAAUUUCUCAUCUCCCCAAGACCUGGAUCCCCUAUGCCGAGCUACUCCGGCUCCAAAACCCCAUCGGCACAUAUUGCCUGUUCUUCCCCUGUGCGUUCUCGACUCUCCUAGCGACCGUGGUGGCUCAACACCCAAUCGCCCCAUUGCAGGUGGUUGGAACGACGGGGCUCUUUUUCGCCGGCGCCCUGAUUAUGCGAGGCGCCGGAUGCGCCGUCAACGACCUCCUCGACAGACGCUUCGACCCGUUCGUGGAGCGCACGAAAUUCCGCCCGAUCGCCCGAGGCGCAAUCACUCCGCCCCAGGCCGUCAUUUUCACCGGCACCCAGCUCCUCGCUGGCCUCGGCAUUCUGCUCCAAUUCCCAACGCAGUGCCUCUACUACGGUGUGCCCAGCCUGCUGCUCGUCGGCGCCUACCCGCUCGCCAAGCGCGUGACAGAUUACCCGCAGGCCGUCCUGGGCCUGACCUUCUCGUGGGGCGCGUGGAUGGGAUUUCCAGCAAUGGGCGUCGAUCUGCUCAGUGACCCGUCCGCCCUGGCCGCUGCCACGUCUCUGUAUCUGAGCUGCGCGGCGUGGACGGUCUUCUACGAUAUGGUGUACGCCCACAUGGACAUCAAGGACGACGUUGCGGCGGGCGUCAAGUCCAUUGCUCUCCGGCACGAAGGGAACGCGAAAGCGGUGCUGUCGGGUCUUGCGGCUACGCAGGUGGGAUUGCUUGCGGCGGCGGGCGUGGCGGCGGGCGCGGGCCCUCUUUUCUACGCUGGGAGCUGCGGAGGCGCGGCUGUCUCUCUUGCCAUCAUGACGGCUAGGGUUAAGCUUCGGGAUCCGUCUAACUGCUGGUGGUGGUUCCGGUAUGGGUCUUAUUUCACUGGUGGGGCAAUCACGAUGGGUUUGUUCUUGGAGUAUUUGGCGCGGUAUCUGGAGUGGUAUGGUGAGGAUGUUGAUGGCAGUGGUCGUGAAGAUGCUCCUAAGGUGCAGGAGGAACUGUAAACUAGUUUGUUGUUAGAGGGCUUUGAUACGCUGUAUAUUAUUUCAAUCCAUCGA
This is a messenger RNA of Aspergillus steynii IBT 23096, 1471 nucleotides long. RefSeq names its product 4-hydroxybenzoate polyprenyl transferase family protein. Gene Ontology annotation, cellular component: mitochondrial inner membrane. Gene Ontology annotation, biological process: ubiquinone biosynthetic process. The coding region runs from base 140 to 1417 and encodes 425 amino acids. The record is from RefSeq and is a predicted model, not a curated record. The transcript has a single exon. Gene Ontology annotation, molecular function: 4-hydroxybenzoate polyprenyltransferase activity. NCBI's taxonomy places the organism in Eukaryota, Fungi, Ascomycota, Eurotiomycetes, Eurotiales, Aspergillaceae.